GCGCUCGGGGUGGGUGGACGCCGCUUUGUUGCCCGAGGGGGUGGCGGUGGAAGUUCUGGGGGUCCGCGGCGGGGGGGCGGGCUAGCGCUUCUCGGGACCCGCCUACGCAGCCGCCGCGGACGCUUCGCCUGGUCGCCUGGAGCCCCGGACUCGCGGCGACCGCAGCCAUGAGCGGCGGCGUGUACGGGGGAGAUGAAGUUGGAGCCCUUGUUUUUGACAUUGGAUCCUAUACUGUGAGAGCUGGUUAUGCUGGUGAAGAUUGCCCCAAGGUGGAUUUCCCCACGGCUAUAGGUGUGGUAGUAGACAGAGACGAUGGAAGCACGUUGAUGGAAAUCGAUGGUGAUAAAGGCAAGCAAGGUGGUCCCACAUAUUACAUAGACACCAACGCCCUGCGUGUGCCAAGGGAGAAUGCGGAGGCCAUUUCACCACUGAAAAAUGGAAUGGUUGAAGACUGGGACAGUUUCCAGGCCAUUUUGGAUCAUACCUACAAGAUGCAUGUCAAGUCAGAAGCCAGCCUGCAUCCCGUUCUCAUGUCAGAAGCACCGUGGAAUACUAGAGCAAAGAGAGAGAAGCUGACAGAGUUGAUGUUCGAACACUACAACAUCCCUGCAUUCUUCUUGUGCAAAACGGCAGUUCUGACAGCGUUUGCUAACGGUCGUUCUACUGGGCUGAUUUUGGACAGUGGAGCCACUCAUACCACUGCAAUCCCGGUCCAUGAUGGCUAUGUGCUUCAGCAAGGAAUUGUGAAAUCACCUCUUGCUGGAGACUUUAUUACUAUGCAGUGCAGAGAACUUUUCCAGGAAAUGAACAUAGAACUGAUUCCUCCCUAUAUGAUUGCCUCAAAAGAAGCUGUUCGUGAAGGAUCUCCAGCAAACUGGAAAAGAAAAGAGAAGUUGCCACAGGUUACAAGGUCUUGGCACAAUUACAUGUGUAAUUGUGUUAUCCAGGAUUUUCAAGCUUCAGUACUUCAAGUAUCAGAUUCAACUUACGAUGAACAAGUAGCUGCACAGAUGCCCACUGUCCAUUAUGAGUUCCCCAAUGGCUACAACUGUGAUUUUGGUGCAGAACGGUUGAAGAUUCCUGAGGGAUUAUUUGACCCUUCCAAUGUAAAGGGAUUAUCAGGAAACACCAUGCUGGGCGUCAGUCACGUGGUCACUACAAGUGUUGGGAUGUGCGACAUUGAUAUCAGACCAGGUCUCUAUGGCAGUGUGAUCGUGGCGGGAGGAAACACCCUGAUCCAGAGCUUCACCGACAGACUGAACCGAGAGCUCUCCCAGAAAACCCCUCCGAGUAUGCGGUUGAAAUUGAUUGCAAAUAACACAACAGUGGAACGAAGGUUUAGUUCGUGGAUUGGUGGUUCCAUUCUAGCUUCUUUGGGUACCUUUCAGCAGAUGUGGAUUUCCAAACAAGAAUAUGAAGAAGGAGGGAAGCAGUGUGUCGAGAGAAAAUGCCCUUGAGGAUCCCAAAUCUCUCCCUUCCUGUGUCACCUUACGUUUCAUAGCUUUAGUAUACUC
Molecule: messenger RNA, 1514 nt
Organism: Sorex araneus (European shrew)
Lineage: Eukaryota; Metazoa; Chordata; Mammalia; Eulipotyphla; Soricidae
Gene: ACTL6A
Product: actin like 6A
Exons: 14
Coding region: 168-1457 (429 amino acids)
Biological process (GO): nervous system development; regulation of transcription by RNA polymerase II
Cellular component (GO): NuA4 histone acetyltransferase complex; SWI/SNF complex
Molecular function (GO): chromatin binding
Source: RefSeq, a predicted model, not a curated record